Molecule: messenger RNA, 1728 nt
Organism: Acanthosepion pharaonis
Lineage: Eukaryota; Metazoa; Mollusca; Cephalopoda; Sepiida; Sepiidae
Source: the annotation of a GenBank genome assembly
AUGGUUGACUCUACCUUUCGCUCCCUCCCUCUAUCUUCCCAUCUCUCCGUCUCCCCCUCUCUCACCAUCUCUCUCCCUUUCUGUCCCACUUUUUCUAUCUAUCUGUCUCCCCCUCUAUCACCUCUAUAUUUCCCCCUUCUUACCCUCUCCCUCUCUGUACGUCUCUCUCUGUGUCUCCCUCUCUCUCUAGCACCUUUCUAUUUAUCCCUCUCUAUCCAUUCUUCCACAUCCCUCUACAUCUCUGACCCUCUCUCUCUCUCGCUUUCUCCUAUCUCUAAGCAUUUCCGCCUCCUUUCCACAUCCCUUCUCCUCUCUCUCCCAUUCCCACUAUCUCCCUCUCUUCCUCCCCCCGCCGUCCACAUCCCCCUUUCUCUCAUAAACGCAUUAAUUUGCAUCUAUUCUACAUACAAUAUCGAUAAAAUAUUCAAGCUGUCACCUUUCUUUCUUUCUUUCUUUCUUUCUUUCUUUUUUUCUCAUAAGUAUAUGUUUUUAAUACUAUCGUUUUCAUUUCUCUUUCCCGUCGUCACUUUUGCAAAUUUAAAAUGUUUUCUUUUUCUUUUUCUUUCCUUUUCUUUUCUUUUGUUUCUUUUCUUUCUGUUUGUUUUCUUUUUCGGGUUAUCUGAUUCAUUCUUUGUUUGUUUUUUUCUGUCUCUCUUUCUUUUUUCGUUCUUUCUUCUUUCUUUCUUUCUCUCUUUUUCCCUUUGCUAUCGCUUUCUUUCUUUCUUUCUUUCUUUCUUUCUUUCUUUCUUUCUUUCUUUCUUUCUUUCUAUUUCUUUCUUUCUUUCUUACUUUCUUUCUUUCUUUCAUUCGUUCUUUCUUUCUUUCUUUUUUAAACCCGUUAAAUAUUUUAUUUUUAAUAUUGUCCGUUCACUGCACUGUCGUUCUGAAUUCAUUUCUUUCUUUCUUUCUUUCUUUCUUUCUUUCUUUCUUUCUUUCUUUCUUUCGCCUAUAUAUUUUGUUUUCACACCAUCCUUUUCAUCCUUCUUCCUUUCCUUUUUCUUUGUUUCUUUUUUUCUUUGUGUGCUUGAUUUAUUAAUUCUUUCUUUCUUGUUUUCUUUCUUUCAAAAAUCCUUUAACUAUUUAACUUUUAAUAUUAUCCUUUCACCUCACUCUCAAUCUCGCUUUCUUUCUUUUUUUUCUUUCUUUCUUUCUUUCUUUCUUUCUUUUGUUUUUAUACUAUCCUUUUCAUUUUUCUUUUUCUUUCUUUCUCUCUUGUUUUUGUUUGCUAGAUUGACUGAUUCUUUCUUUCUUUCUUUCUUUCUUUUUUUCUUUCUUAUUUUCCUUAUAUUAUUAAUACUAUCCUUUCACCGCUUCUCUUUCUUUCUUUCUUUCUUUCUUUUUUCCAUCUUUCUUUCUUUCUUUCCAUAUAUUAUUAAUACUAUCCUUUCACCGCAUUCUCACUCUUUCUUUCUUUUUUCUAUCUUUCUUUCUUUUUUCCAUCUUUCUUUCUUUCUUUCCAUAUAUAUUAUUAAUACUAUCCUUUCACCGCGUUCUCUUUCUUUCAUUCUUUCUUUCUUUCUUUUUUCCAUCUUUCUUUCUUUCCAUAUAUUAUUAAUACUAUCUUUUCACCGCGUUCUCCUCUUUCUUUCUUUCUUUCUUUCUUUUUUUUCCAUCUUUCUUUCUUUCUUUCCAUAUAUUAUUAAUACUAUCUUUUCACCGCGUUCUCACUCUUUUCUUUCUUUCUUUCUUUUCUUUUUUCCAUCUUUCUUUCUUUCCAUAUAUUAUUAA